Aplysia californica (California sea hare) is the source of this 1489-nucleotide messenger RNA. Its product is annotated as monocarboxylate transporter 3. Lineage: Eukaryota; Metazoa; Mollusca; Gastropoda; Aplysiida; Aplysiidae. Gene Ontology annotation, biological process: transmembrane transport; monocarboxylic acid transport. The record is from RefSeq and is a predicted model, not a curated record. Gene Ontology annotation, molecular function: monocarboxylic acid transmembrane transporter activity.
AUGGUAGUCACUCGGAUUCCUAAGGCCAACCAGGAACAGCUGCUGUACGAUCGGUCGGCCACAAGCCGACUUGAGGCCAAACUUGUAGAAAUGACAGGGAACGAAGAAAGCAAGGACAAAUGGCUGGUGCUUGCAAUGUCCUGUUUGAAUUUCCUGGUGAAUGGAGCUAUAUGUUACCAUGUGGGGGUUUUGAACGUGGCUGUUCAGAGCACUUACGGAAGUGACGUCAUCUGGACGUCAUGGCUCAUGGCUGUGUACUCUUCGAUGUUCGCGCUGGCAGGCCCAGUGGCAAGCGUGGUCAUCAAUGUGUCCAGCUGCCGCGUGUGUGUAUUCCUGUCCGGUCUUCUGGCCAUGGCGGGCUGGUCACUCAGUAGUCUGGUGGUGGACGUUCGCUGGCUCUUCCUCACCCUCACCAUGGCAGGCGUUGGCCAGAGUCUCUCAAUCACCGGCGGUACUGUCGUUCUCCCCUCCUUCUUCCCUCAACAGACUGCCCUGGCCAACGGAAUCUUCCUGGGCUGUGGAGGACUCGCUAUCUUCAUCCACCCACCUCUGGCUCAAGCUCUCAUAGAUGCGUACGGCCUGAGAGGCGCUUUCCUUAUUCUCGGCGGUCUGGCCUCCCACUCUUGUCUGGCCGCUCUGUUCCUCCGACCCUCACAAGACGAGCAGGAGAGACAGAAGAAAGAACAAUUGUCUUCCUAUGCCUAUUGCUCAAAUGAUACGCUUCGAAGCUCAAGGAAAAAUAAAGUGUUGUCUUUUAUGACGAGUAUACACAGAAAAACCUCCGCUCAGAUCGCCGUGUUGAGAGAAGCUGACUUCACUGCCUUUCUCCUGGCUUACAUUGCCUUCUCUAUUGCCUACUGCGGGCCCAUCGUCUACCUCCCGGAUUUCCUCAUUCAGUUCACAGGUAUGAACAGCCUGGCGUCCAUGUUCUGUUUCUUUGGUCUGGUGCUGUUCCAGUUUCACGCCGGAGCCUACAUCUUUGCCGUGGGGUUUGGUAUCUACGCGGGCGCGAUGUAUUUGCUGACAUCAGCAUUAUCUGCGUUCACACCGUGUUUCGGCAAAAGUAUAUCUGACGUCCCCAUCACCGACCACACCGUGAUCGUUGCAGAAGCCUCCAAACCUCUGCAUGACGUGCUGGACUUUGGUGGUUGUGAGUGUGACCCAGACGGCGCUCCGGAUGAAAAAUGUCUGAAAUAGAGUUUCAUUGACAAGGAGGGAAAGUGCACACUGCCAGAUUUUCCUUCAUGGAUAGGGCAAAAACUAUCAUUAAUGGCACAAUUCGACUGAAUUCGGCGACUAAAUUCGACCGUUACCUUCAAAAUCAGACACGUUUGCUUAAUCAAUGAAUUUGAUUGGCAGUAUGCACAUCUUGAGGAUUUUGAAGAAGUCAUUAUUCUCGUUAUCAUCAUCACAAUGUGCCAUAUCUGAAGCCGUCUUCGACAUUCAUGGCACGACGCUCAUUUUUCUGCUUGGAUACCACCCCCCCCCC